UAGAUUAUUUGAGUGCUUCUUCUGCAAGAAAAUAUCACUGCUCGUCUAAUAAGAACAAAAACUGAUUGUUGAUUAUUUUUGUUUCACUCUUCAUUCUACAUAAAUUCUUACUUAAAAUGCUGAUUUCGAAGUGGUACUUUUUUCUAGGCUUCCUCUUCAUUACAGGGAAUCGAGUUUUUGCAGUCACAGAAGAUAGCGAGUAUUGGACGCAGGAUGCUCAAACUAGACUUUUGCAAAGAAUCGCCACCCCAUUAAUUGAAACAAAAGCCAAAAAUAUAUUAUUUUAUUUGGGAGACGGAAUGUCACUCCCAACUAUUUCCGCCGCAAGAAUUCUGAAAGGGCAAAAGGUUGAUAAGUACGAAUUCGGGGAGGAAGCAGAGUUGCACAUGGAGUCGUUCCCUUUCACCGGAACCUCAAAGACGUUCUGCUUUGACGCACAAGUCGCCGACAGUGCAUGUUCUGUUACGAGUUAUUUGGGUGGUACAAAAGCCAAUUAUGGAACAAUUGGACUCACGACUGCUGUACAGCGGAAGUCUUGUCCUGGACAAGCUGACACUAAAAACCACGUGGCUUCAUUGCUGUCCUUGGCGCAGGCUGCUGGAAAGUCAACUGGAGUCAUUACUACGACUCGAAUAACUGACGCUAGUCCUGCAGGGACAUAUGGCCAUGUUGCUGAAAGAGAUUGGGAGAAUGAUGCUGCGAUUCGAAGAGAUAACCAGGACCCAGAAUUAUGCGAUGAUCUUCCUGAACAAUUAAUUUUGCGAGAGCCUGGGCGAAACAUUAAUGUAAUUCUUGGGGCUGGUCGCAAAAACUUUCUCCAUCAGAAUCAAACCGACCCAGAGUAUCCGAAUGUCAGAGGGGAACGAACGGAUGGCAAAGACUUAAUCCAAGAGUGGAAAGCUUCCAAGAACCCGACAAAUUCAAAAUAUGUAAACACAAAGGAUGAACUUUUAGCUGUGGACACUUUGACGACCGAUUUUCUAUUAGGCCUUUUCGAGCCGGAUGACAGAGGUUAUGUUGACCAACUUGAGGGGAAAAAUGACCCUUCAUUGGAAGAUAUGGUUCAAGUUGGAAUUCAGAUUCUUAAGAAAAAUCCAAAUGGAUUCUUCCUGUUCGUGGAAGGUGGACUAAUUGAUAAUGCACACCAUGGAAAUAUGGCACAGAGAGCUUUGUUUGAAACGAUUGAAUUUGAUCAGGCCAUAAAACUUGGAGAUGAACUCACAAAUGAUGAUGAUACACUAAUCGUGGUCACUGCGGAUCAUGCCCACGUCAUGAGCUUUUCUGGGCACGCUUCUCGUGGUCAUUCCAUUUUGGAGGUUACGGAUCAAUUUGUGGAAACUCUGGACGAUCUUCCAUAUCUUACCUUAUCAUACGCAAAUGGUCCCGGCCCUUGGGUAGACCCGGAAACUGGAAAACGUAGGAAUGUUACGUCUGAUGAUUUCCAUGCCAUUGACUACAAGGUCGCAGCAGCUGUGCCCCGCAGGUCAGAGACACAUGGAGGAGACGACGUGCUUAUUUAUGCCAAGGGUCCCUUUGCUCACCUAUUAAGUGGGACUCAUCAACAGAGUUAUAUUCCACACGUUGUUUGGUAUGCGGCCUGCAUCGGGCCGGGCGCCAAGCACUGUGACAACCAUCCUGGAUUUGAUGGUGCGCAUGGCGUGCACAUGAACAAGUCGUUGUCAUUAAUGUCCAUUUUAUUUAUUAUUUUCUUUUCUCGAGUAAUUUAACACAGCUUUUAAGAAAUCGUUGUCAUUUUAAGCUUAUUUCAGUAGUUAAUGUCUUUCUAUCUGUAAAUCAAGAUGAAUCAGAGUUUAACACUUGUUCCUUUACGCGCUUAUCACAUAACUUCAAACUUGAUUCAUGUACAUAAUAAUAAAAAUGGUUGUUAAACCUUAUCUAUUUUA
This is a messenger RNA of Folsomia candida, 1904 nucleotides long. RefSeq names its product alkaline phosphatase. Gene Ontology annotation, molecular function: alkaline phosphatase activity. The record is from RefSeq and is a predicted model, not a curated record. Lineage: Eukaryota; Metazoa; Arthropoda; Collembola; Entomobryomorpha; Isotomidae. The transcript has 6 exons. Gene Ontology annotation, biological process: dephosphorylation. The coding region runs from base 117 to 1727 and encodes 536 amino acids.